Messenger RNA from Paramuricea clavata, 5340 nucleotides. Lineage: Eukaryota; Metazoa; Cnidaria; Anthozoa; Malacalcyonacea; Plexauridae. The record is from the annotation of a GenBank genome assembly.
CUGCACGUCCUCGAAUCAGUCCUUUCUUUCGCAAUACAAUAUGGCGUCAAAAUUACGAGUUCUUGUUGGCUGCAAACGUGUCAUAGAUUAUGCUGUAAAGGUAGGUUUCGCAGAAAAUUGCAAGAAAUAACGCUUUAAAGAAUGAUUGUUAGUUCUUUUCAAUUUUUCUGUAUCUAGAUUCGUGUGAAACCUGACAAAACAGGAGUAGUAACGGAUGGAGUAAAACACAGUAUGAACCCUUUUGACGAAAUAGCAGUCGAAGAGGUAUCAAUAUAGCUUUAUUAUAUUCGUGCAUGCAUGCAAAAUCAACCCUUAGUGUACUUGUUUUGAGUAUAUACUGAAAUCCUAAAUAUAGUUAAACCUGAGAAAGAAAUAUUUGUAUAUGCUAUUCAGUGUGGUUUGGUUUAAUAUGGUCGUUUUGUACUUGGUACCAUAGAGAUUAUAAAUAACACUAGCGGAGGCAUUGAGUUUAAGAAUUGGGAACGCAGCUAAUGAGGGGCAAAUUCAAGCCCCGGAUAUAAAAUCGUGCUCUCAUUGGCUGAUUUGAAACUCGUCACCAAUGGGAACACGAAUACACAUCCGGGACUUGAAUUUGCCCCCCAAUAGUUGCGUUCCCUUUUUUUUACUGAAUUAAGAUUACAAUGCCUCCUCUAGUGUUAUUUAUAAUCUCUAUGCCUGGUACCCCCAGGCUUAAGACAGUUCGUACUCAAGGAACUUGCAGAUAAAUUUCCAACUGCAGAGCGAAGAGCUUAAACAUGACCCCCAGGCUUGUUUUGCAAUUGAGGGGGGGGGGCUGGUGUUGAGAUGUUCGCAGCGAAGCUGUGAACCUAGCAAAUUUUAAAUAUGCCCAUACCCCCUAGCAAAUUUCAAAUAAUUACAAGCCCGUAAAGUGCAUUUCCAGGCGCUAUUUCCCACAAUAAUUUUGUUUAAUUAACCCAUUAAGCGCCAGCGCUCUCCCCUUGACGAGUAAAACCGUCUGGCAUUAGACAGUGAGAGUAAAAUACUAAAGUAGGGUGCAAUACAACUCAAUCGGUUAACUAGACACACGGGCAGAUAGGCCAGUUAACCCAUUAAGCACCAGCGCUCUCCCCUUGACGAGUAAAAUCAUCUGGUGUUAGACAGAGUAAAAUACUAAUAAAAGUAGGGUGCAUCAGGGUGCAAUGCGACUCAAUGGGUUAAAGUAACUAUGUGUAUAUUGUUAAGUGCAUUAAUUAUACUGUGAACUAUUUUAACUGCACUGAAAGUACCACAAGUUAACAUGAUGGCUCUCUACCUUUGGUUUUUUUUGUUUUUAAUAUUUAUAAAGAAUAAGAGACCAAAUUUUUUGGACUUGUUGAAAAAUACUUUUAAUCUUGCAUUAUAAUGAUGCAGUGUACAACUCUUGGAACAUAGACUCAGGACUGGAAAUGCCUGAAAAAAUUAAAAAACUGGGUAUCAUAAAUUUUUUUUUAUGCGUUUGCUUAGUGUUUUGCAGAUUCUGACGUUUUUGCCUCUACCUUCAGUAAUUUGCUACAGCAUACCUGUAGAUUUUAUUUAAUAUGGAGCUAGCCAAUCUUCAAAUGGAGCUACCCUAUGCCACAUUCUCUUACCCAGAGCCUGUUUUACAAGCAGUCAACAGAGCAUGACGUGGGUCGUCACUCGAGGGGUAUGAGAAUGUGUUUCGCCGCAACUGCAGCAGAUAAAAAUUUAGCCUCUGGAUUAGAACAAAAUGCUGCACAUGAUUUUUGGAGUUCAUAGCCAGUAACUCCAGGCUUAGAUACCUAGCUUUUUCAUGAUUUUUGGAGUUAUACUUAGCUCCAAAUGAUUUUGGAGUUAGCCAGUAAUUCCAGGUUUAGAUACCUAGCUCCUAAAUGAUUUAGCCAGUGACUCCACAAUUCAUAUUUCAACUCAGUUAGUUUUAAAUUACACAAGUUACUCAAGUGUAUAUUUUGGUUUGGAGUUAGCCCUUUAGACUUUGGAGGUAGUGUCGCUCCAUUGCUUCCUACUUUCUGCAACCAUGUGCUACAGAACUGCCUUUAUGGCAGCAGGAAAUAAUUUAUCCACACAAUUGUUAAUUUGUGUAAAGAAUGUACAGACAGUCCGUUUUGUUUGUAUAUUUAUUUGUAGGCUGUCCGAAUGAAGGAAAAAGGUAUUGCUGAUGAAAUUGUAGCACUUAGUUGUGGACCACCAAAAUCUGAGGUAAUCUUAACAAAACAUACAUUGAGCACCAAUAACUGCAUUUCAUUAUUGUAGCCAUAUUAUAAAAACAAUUCACACUCAUACACAAUGUGCUACAGUGUUAAGUAUAAUGUACUGCAUUACACUGCAUCCUGAUGACCCAAUCCAUUAGAAAUUAUAUCUACAGUGCAUGUAGAUACAACAGUGGUGGAUCCAGCAAGGUUUUUGUAGGUUGGUGUUGGCCAAGCACGCCGAAUCUAGCACUGGCCAGCAGCAUACUGUCAUGAAAGUGUGUGAUAUGUUGAAUAAAUAUAAUUUAAUUUAAUAAUAAAAUAUAAAUUCUCUCAUCUCUCAAUACUGUUUCACAUUUGAAUAUUUGAUUACUUUUGUAAUUUCUAUUUUCAUUAUGAAAUUCUAAUAAAGUUAGACAUCUGCAGCAAGAUUAAAGACCAUGUCAAGUCUGUAAUGUAAACAAAUCCUUUGUUUACAUUUUGAACUGCUAUAUUUGUAAACUAAGACAUACUAACUGAAUAUCUAACACUUUUCUGGUUCGCAAUUGUAAACGAAUAUAAACUAGAGUGCGUUUCAAUUCAAAAAAGUUUGAAAGAUGCAAAAUUUGGGCAAUGUUUAUAUCUGUGGGUCCCCCUUUGUUAUGAGCAGAACUGAUGCGCAGAACGAACUUGACAUGGUCUUUAAGAAUUUGCUUUAUUCAAUCAAAGUAUAUCAAACUAAAUUAAUUAAUAUUGGACUUUAUAUUAGUAUUUUGUACUAGUGCUGUGAUGUUGUCUUGAAUUCCAAAACUUAAGUUAGUUUAAGACUGAUAACAAACUUUGAAUUAAAACUACAGUAAGAUAAAUUUAAUUUUAUGCACCCUUUUGCACCCCUGUUGAUCAAGACCCCCCUCCCCCUAUAAAUCCACCACUGAGAUACAAUGUACUUUUGGUUACCACCAAACAAAUUUUGCUAUGUUGGGUUUCAUGCAGGUAAAUGAUAUAUUAAUUGUUUCAGUUGCUUUAAAAUUUAAGGUUUUGUUUGCCAUGAGCUGAUAAUCGCGGUUUUUAUCUGUAUAAGCGAUAAUCAGUACCUUUUUCGAUUAUAAGCUGAUAACAUCAGUGCAGUAUAUUAUACAGUAUAUAUAUAUUGGUGUGUAUUGUGUUCAAUUGUUUUCCUUGUCAUAUGUUUUCUUUGUUUAUACUGUAGAAGAUGCAUUAAUUGCUUUCAAAAAUGGAACAUUUACAUCGCUGUACUGUCAAAUUUAGUUAAAUGAUUCCAUUUUGCAGAUGCCCGAGUUAUCUGCCUAUAUCCCUAUUCCCUAAAAAAUGAAGUUAUAUUUGGGGGCUGAAUUUUUCAUUAUAAAUUAGUUGGUUCGAAAGUUAUUAACUCCAAAAGAAUACACAUAUACGUCCGUUUACUUUAUUCCGCGAAACAAAGCCAAGUAUAUACAUCCUGUGGUGUAUACUUUGAUAUUUAAAAUUUCCAAACAUAGUUAAAUAGUUUGGUCAUGCUGCAUGCAUUAUCACUGUACUCUCUUACUUCAUACCUGUAGUGGGGUCAUUCCAUGUCAAUUCUUCAGAGGGUUUUAACCCACCUCGUGCAAUCUAGCUCAUUUUUUCACCACUAGUGGACAUUAUUAAGAAAUGACUGUAUACAAAAUUUGAAGUUAAUACCUCCAAUGGUUAUUGAUUUACAGCAUAUCAAAACUUGCCUGAUUUUAGGGUGUUUGUUUGCCCUCGCCAAUUCCACUUCCAGUUGUGGAAGUAAUAUUUGAAUUUGGUACUCUAAAUCUUAUUGUGCCAAGGAAUCUGAAAAUAACAUCAGAAUAGUCAUAUCGUAACAGGGUACCCACUAUUCUGAGUUUUGAGAAUUUUACGACCUCUGCAUUUCAAGCAAAAAAUCUUCGAUGUCUCCGACCACUUAAACAGUCACAUUGUAUGUCAUCUAAAAGAGCGCACUUUAAACUACCAAAAAACGCUAAAUUCACAAUUUGCAUCUUACGGAGGCGAGUUUCUUAGGUUGAAAAAUAUAGCAGUUCAAAAUGUAAACAAAGGAUAUGUUUACAUUACGGAUUUGAGAUGGUCUUUAACCGUUAAUUUUCCGUUACUAUAAAAUACAAAAUAUUGUUUUAAUGCAGCACCCAUGAAUUUCUAAUCUGGUUCCUUACAUGUUAUUUCUCUAACUCAAUCAAUUGGUGUACGCAUGCACAGAACACACUGUUUUGUAUUUUUUAAACUAAAUACGAUUUCAGGAUUUGAAUUUGUACCGAAACCAUAUUUACUUGGAAAACCCAUAAAAACCAAGCUUUACUACUGCAGUUAUAGGACCAAUCUAAAGAAAAUACAAUAAUUUUGCGAAAUGAUAUUUUACAGUAAUGGAAAAAUUGUCUGUUAAAAUACGUUUUUCAACCUAAACUAAAACUCAAAUUGUGAAUUUAGUAGUUUUUGGUAGUUUAAAGUGCGCUCUUUCAGAUGGCAUACAGUGCAACUGUUUACGUGAUCGGAGACAUCGAAAUUGCUUGAAAGACAAAGGUCGUAAAAUUCUCAAAAGUCAGAACAUUAGUUUAUCGCUUAAAAUAAUGGGUACCUUGUUGCGUUAUGACCAUUCUGAUGUUAUUUUCAGAUAACUUGACCCAAAAAGAUUUAGAGUACGAAAUUUUAGGGGAAUAAGCUUCUGAAGUUAACUUCCGCAGGUGGAAUUGGUGGAGCAUGUUAUGUCAGGCAAUUUGUAAUGAGCUGUAAAUCAAAAUAUGUUUGAGAAAUUCUUCAGACUUCAAAUUUUGUAUACAGUCAUUUCUUACUAUUGUCUACUGAUGGUGAAAAAAAUGAGCCAGAUCCUAAGAGGCGGGUUACAAAUUCAAAAAAACUGAUGAAUUGACAUGGAAUGACCCAGUAAUGCAAUUGUUAUUGGUUCUUCCCAGGAAACGUUGAGAACUGCUCUUGCAAUGGGAAUGGACAGGGCAAUUCAUGUUGUGGUUGACGAAAAAGAUGCUACUACUCUAGAACCCCUAGCAGUGGCAAAAUUGUUUGCCAAAAUUGCUGAGGAGGAAAAACCUGAUAUCAUUCUUUUAGGCAAACAGGUAGGAUGCUGAAAAUACACUACGUGGUUGAUGUAAUGCAUGCAGGUAUGCAAUUUAAUCAUGUGCAUGCAGUUUUGUUCAAGCUGUUAAAUUAAUACAGUGUAUAUAUA